Messenger RNA from Manduca sexta (tobacco hornworm), 2716 nucleotides. RefSeq names its product NADPH-dependent diflavin oxidoreductase 1. Gene Ontology annotation, cellular component: cytosol. NCBI's taxonomy places the organism in Eukaryota, Metazoa, Arthropoda, Insecta, Lepidoptera, Sphingidae. Gene Ontology annotation, molecular function: flavin adenine dinucleotide binding; FMN binding; NADPH-hemoprotein reductase activity. The record is from RefSeq and is a predicted model, not a curated record. Bases 234 to 2033 code for a protein of 599 amino acids. The transcript is spliced from 7 exons.
UCUGACAAGUGACACAUAUUAUCGUUUACAAUGUAUAGCAAAAAAAAAGAUAACACAGAGGAUUUGAAACACAGUUUUUAACAUUUUUUGUUUAUUAGUUGGAACUUGUUAUCUUUAUGAUUAUUAUUGUUAUCAGUGAUUGUUUUAAAUUAAAACUUUUGUGUUUAUAAACCUUUAAAACACAAUACACUUCCUAACCUGCAAGUUAUAAGUAUACUCAGUGUUGUUCUAAAAUGAUUGUUUCAAAGCGACUUCUAGUACUAUACGGCAGCCAGACUUUUACGGGGCAAGAAAUAGCUGAAAGAAUAUGGCGAAUGACGAAAGCUUUAGGUUUUCGCGGGCCUGUUUUGGCAAUGGAUGACUAUCCCAUAUCACAGCUUAUUCAUGAAGAAUACGUGAUUUUUGUGUGUUCUACAACGGGCAGAGGUGUCGAGCCGGAUAACAUGGGCCAUUUCUGGAAGUUUCUGUUGAGAGCCAACCUCCCUUCUAACUCGCUGGUGAAGCUGAAAUAUGGUGUGCUGGGCUUGGGCGACUCGUCAUAUGCUCAGUUCAAUUUCGCGGGGAAAAAACUACACAGAAGGCUAAAGCAAUUGGGAGCCACACCUUUACUUGAUAUUGGUCUUUGCGAUUACCAACACGACUUAGGCCACGAUGGAGUCAUGUCACCAUGGGUCAAGGAAUUCUUCAAUAUUCUCAAGCGGUAUUUCCCGGAACUAGAUCUUAACAUUAACUCAGACUUUGUGCCGAGAUGGAAAGUAUCAUUGUUGAGGGAUGUAGAACCAGAAAAAAAGAUUAGUGAUUAUCCGGAUAUUUAUUUUGCAAAGGGAAAUGAGUCUGUGGUUAAAGCUGUGCCAUUGAAGAUAACAUCUAAUGAAAGGACAACGGAUACAUCACAUUUCCAGGAUGUAAGGUUAAUAAAAUUAAGAUCGGAUGCAGCAGAUAUGAAUUACAAACCGGGAGACGUAUUCAACAUAAGGCCACGUAACUCUAAAGAGGAUAUUGACGACCUCUUUGGCAUAUUUGAAACACACAAACUCGAUAUAUUACCUCAUCACAGACUUUUGGUAGAAGAAUACCAUGAUGACAUGCCAGUGCCAGAUUACCUCAAACCUCCGCUCACGCUCUACGAAAUAGCGGAACAGUACUGGGACCUGCGCUGCUAUCCUUCCCAGUAUGUGUUCUCGCUGUUAGCAAUAGUCUCUGAGGAUAAGCUUGAGAAGGAGAAAUGCUUGGAGCUUAGCUCCCCUGAGGGACAGGAGGAGUGGCUGAAUUAUUGUAGGAGGCCGAAAAGGACUGCGUUGGAAGUACUACACGAUUUCCACAAAUCCGCAUCAAAACUGACCAUAGAGAUCCUGUUCGAACUAUUCCCGACUAUAAAGCCGCGCUCGUUUUCCAUCGCGAGCAGUGCUUUACCCAGUAAUGGACACGACAUUGACUUGCUAGUGGCGGUGGUGGAGUACAGAACUAAGCUGAAGAAGCCACGUCUAGGACUAGCUUCAAAUUGGCUAAAGGAUUUGAAGAUAGGCAGCCUUGUUUAUGGUUGGAUCAAGCCUGGCACAUUCAUGUUUCCUGGAAAUGACACUCCAUACAUCAUGGUAGGUCCAGGGACUGGCCUAGCCCCAUUCCGCAGUGUCCUGCAGGAGCGCAUCACCUUGGACCAGGCGACCAGUGACUCCAUGCACUUGUUCUUUGGCUGUCGGUACCACGACAAGGACUUCCACUGCAAAGAAGAACUGGAAGGCAUGGUCGACACUGGGAAAUUGUCGCUGUAUACCGCCUUCUCCAGAGAUCAAGAUAACAAAGUAUACGUCCAACAUAGAAUCAAGGAACACGCGGAGGAGUUAUGGCGCAUACUGAACUCUGAGAACGGGUAUAUAUUCCUGUCUGGUUCGUCGAAGUCGAUGCCGGACAACGUACGGGACGCUUUCAUAGAGGAAGUGUUGUGCAAACAUGGCGGCCUCAGCUUGGACGAGGCGAAGCAACGGAUGAAGGAGUUAGAAAAUAAACGACGAUACCAGACCGAGACUUGGUAACUUGUGACUACGGUUUACUGAUAAACAUUAUCAAAAAAGGUUUUUCACUAAUGUUAAAAUAAAAUCCAUAACAAUUGUCAAAAAAAAAAAAUACAAAGUAGCAAUAACCGACUAGUAUAAUAGCAAAUAACUUGAUCGCAGUACUGCGUGGUGGAGGAUUUUUGUUGUACUUAGAUGUAGGCCCACUAUCGUAUGAAGCAGUUUCAAAUUCUUUGCCGGGUAUCAGUCUGUAGUCUUGCUGUGAAUUGUCUAUAAGACGAUUUCAAUAAACAAUCCGUAACUACGGGUAAAUAGUAAAAUAAACCAGAAAUAAAUAAGCGUAUGAAACAUAAUUUAUUAAACGAUCCUAAUCAUAAUCUUCGAAUCGAUCCCGAGAAUAAACCAAUUAAAAACGUCAUUUGUAAGCAUUUUAAAACAACUUUGUUCCGAUUGGUCCAUUUUCGCGGUAAAUUGAAAAUAGCUAAUGGGAUCGUUAAUGGGAAACGGCGGGUAAAUGUAAAAGUAAUUUCCAUAAUAAUGGAUAUUGAUUCGAAUAGUCGAAUCUCUAGAUAAAUAAUGUUAUAAUAAUUUUAUUAGUUACGGCUAGUUUAAUGGUUAACUAAUGGGUUAGAUAUAUUUUUAAAGUUUGCUUAUAAUUUUAAUGUUUAGUUUUUAAGGCAUUAUUAAAUGAUGGACAACGAGAA